Messenger RNA from Knipowitschia caucasica, 3870 nucleotides. NCBI's taxonomy places the organism in Eukaryota, Metazoa, Chordata, Actinopteri, Gobiiformes, Gobiidae. The record is from the annotation of a GenBank genome assembly.
AUGGCGUUCUGGUACCUGCAUGGGGGUUCCCCCAGUCAUCAGAUUGAGGAAGGGCAGGUGGUGCGCACGUGGAAAGUGGGGGACCCCCCGGAGGAGCGGCCGCAGACCCCCACCCCGCCGCCCUCCACCCCCCUCCAGCAGGACUCUCCUCAGGCCGUGCGACCCCCUGUGUGCAAGAAGAACCGCAAGAAGUGCUUUUGCAGCCGCCUCAGAGCCGCCUCAGAGCCGCCUCAGAGCCGCCCUCAGAGCCGCCUCAGAGCCGCCUCAGAGCCGCCCUCAGAGCCGCCUCAGAGCCGCCUCAGAGCCGCCCUCAGAGCCGCCUCAGAGCCGCCUCAGAGCCGCCUCAGAGCCGCCUCAGAGCCAGAUCCAGCCUCAUUUAUCACAACACCACUGCUGUACCAAGCGCCCCGGGGCCUCCACAUUACAUUACGUCAGUGCUGCAGACAGGUGGCUGCCUUAAAACCCACAGACUUUGGCAUCGCCCUGAGUGGUUUGUGCUGGGACCAGGAUCAGGUUGCUCGGUCUAAACCCACAGGUGUUGGAGACUUAAUGACUUAUUACAGUUUCUGGCACAACGCAUCAGAAAAACGAUCCACCAGGCCCAACCAUGGACUCACUGCGGCUGUAUCCAAGGAAACCAAGGUGAAAUGGUUACAGCAACAGAUUGUUUGGGAAAGGGCAGCAUCAGCCUCUGGGGCCGGGAGAAUCUACUCUGCAAAACACUUCUCUUCUUCUCUCCAUCUGCCUUCAAACCAGACGACUCCGCUGCACUUCAAUGACCCGACGUGGAACCGACUGUGGUUCGUUUAUUGCAGCGACGGGGCCUCAGGCUGUCGCUCUCUCAUGAACAUCGCGGCGGCGUGGGAAAGAGGCUACACCGGGAAAGGCGUCGUCGUGUCUGUUUUAAGUGACGGCGUAGAAGGAGCGCAUUCGGAUCUCAGGCCAAAUUAUGAUCCUCUCGCCAGCUCCAUCACAAACACAAACAAACAAAAAGAUGGCGUCACUAAUUCCCGUGGGACUCAGUGCGCUGGAAUCAUCGCUGCUGCUGCUGCGCCCAAAUCUCGCUGCACGGUCGGGGUCUCGUUCCGGGCGAGAAUAGGAGGUAUCGACAUGUUGAGUGCAGAUGUGACGGACAGUGUGGAGGCCCGGUCCCUCAGCUUCAAACCGCACUACGUAGAUAUUUACUUGUGCACUUGGGGACCGGCAGAUGACGGGAAGACCGUGGAGGGACCGGGGCCUUUGGCGAAGCUGGCGAUGCAACGUGGCGUCAAAAGAGGUCGUCGGGGUCUGGGCUCAAUCUUUGUCUGGACCUCAGGGAGCGGAGGGCGAUCAGGUGACCACUGCUCCUGCGACGGCUACAGCAGCAGCAUUUACACCGUGUCCAUAAGCUCCGCCUCCUGGAGCGGCGCCCAACCCGGGUUCCAGGAGCGAUGUGCUUCUAUACUGGCUGCGGCGUACGCUGGAGACGAGAGCGGGACUUUGCGGACGGCGGGGGACGGUCAGACCUGUGCGGAGCCUCGUCCAGCCCCGGCUCUGGCUGCGUCCGUGGCAACAGGAGUCAUCGCUCUCACCUUAGAGGCCAAUCCGGCGUUGACCUGGAGAGACGUCCAACACAUCAUCGUGCGAUCCUCGAGCCCUGAGCGUCUGCGAGCGUCGGACUGGACGACCAACGGAGCAGGACGCAGAGUGAGUCACGUGUUUGGCUUCGGGCUGAUGGACGCGGAGACUAUGGUGAGAGAGGCCGAACGCUGGGAACAAGUGCCUCCACAACAUGUCUGUGUCGAGGAGCCUCCAGUGCAGCAGACCAGAAGCAUUUACCCCGGCUCCACGGUGGCGUCUGUGCGUGAGGCGUCAGGAUGUGCCGGCAGCUCCGUGAAGCGUGUGGCGUAUGUGGAGCACGUCGUAGUCCGAGUGACCGUCACUCACCAGCGGCGUGGAGACCUCUCCGUCCGACUGCGGUCUCCCAGCGCCACCGUGUCCGAGCUGUUAGCGCCCAGGUACCGGCCUCCAGGGAGCGUCCUCCAGGGGGCGUCCUCCAGGGAGCGGCCUCCAGGGAGCGGCCUCCAGGGAGCGGCCUCCAGGGGGCGUCCUCCAGGGGGCGUCCUCCAGGGGGCGUCCUCCAGGGGGCGUCCUCCAGGGAGCGGCCUCCAGGGAGCGGCCUCCAGGGAGCGUCCUCCAGGGAGCGGCCUCCAGGGAGCGGCCUCCAGGGAGCGGCCUCCAGGGGGCGUCCUCCAGGGGGCGUCCUCCAGGGGGCGUCCUCCAGGGGGCGUCCUCCAGGGGGCGUCCUCCAGGGGGCGUCCUCCAGGGGGCGUCCUCCAGGGGGCGUCCUCCAGGGGGCGUCCUCCAGGGGGCGUCCUCCAGGGGGCGUCCUCCAGGGGGCGUCCUCCAGGGGGCGUCCUCCAGGGAGCGGCCUCCAGGGAGCGGCCCCCAGGGAGCGUCCUCCAGGGGGCGGCCUCCAGGGGGCGGCCUCCAGGGGGCGUCCUCCAGGGGGCGGCCUCCAGGGGGCGGCCUCCAGGGGGCGACCUCCAGGGGGCGUCCUCCAGGGGGCGUCCUCCAGGGGGCGUCCUCCAGGGGGCGUCCUCCAGGGGGCGUCCCCCAGGGGGCGUCCCCCAGGGAGCGGCCUCCAGGGAGAGGCCUCCAGGGAGCGGCCCCCAGGGAGCGGCCCCCAGGGAGCGGCCCCCAGGGAGCGGCCCCCAGGGAGCGGCCCCCAGGGAGCGGCCCCCAGGGAGCGGCCCCCAGGGAGCGGCCCCCAGGGAGCGGCCCCCAGGGAGCGGCUAUCUGCCCCUGGACAACUCCAGCGAGGGCUUCCAGAGCUGGGAGCUGAUGACGACUCACUGCUGGGGGGAGGCGGCCGCGGGGACAUGGACUCUGGAGGUCACAGAUACUUCAGCAAAGUCACGCUCAGACUCUGGACCAGGAGCCUUGGUAAAGUGGUCUCUGGUGCUCUACGGGACAGCAGAGAGUCCGUACGAGUCCCAGAGGAGACGGCGAGCGGUGGCGUCUGUGGAGAACGAGCCGGUGGAAGAAUAUAGCGGACCAUGUGACGCUGAGUGCACCAGUGACGGCUGUGAGGGACCAGGUCCACAGCAAUGUUUCACCUGCUCACACCUGUUUCUCAAAUUCAAAAACAGCACAAGGUUGUGUGUGUCCGAGUGUCCUCGGGGAUUUUGGGGAGAUCGGCGUCGGUGCAAAAAAUGCUUUGGGACCUGUGAGAGCUGCACCGGGAGCCGGAGUGACCAGUGCACGUCGUGUCAGCCUGGACACUUCCUGACCGAGGGCCUCGGCACCUGCACCGCCGUCUGCGCUGAGGGGUUCUACCUGGACCAUGAUGCAAAUAUGUGCCAGAAGUGCAGCGAAAACUGCCUGAAGUGCACAAGCUUCAACAUUUGCACAGAAUGCAAACAGGACACGAGUCUUCAGGGAAAUCAGUGCUUACUGAGCUGCGCCGCAGGAUUCUACCACGACAAACAGGACGACAGCUGCAGGCCCUGCCACGCGGCCUGCGCCUCCUGUGCAGGGCCAGGGGUGGAGUCCUGCAAACUCUGUGCAGAAGGAUUCCUGAUGGAGGAGUGGAGGUGUGUGCACUCCUGCAGCGCCGGCUUCUACGCCACAGAACCAGGCCUGGAUGGGCAGAGGACGUGUAGGAGGUGUGACUCUCGCUGCUCGCUCUGUGUGGGACCGGGAGCCGAUAACUGCAGCAGAUGUUCGAGCGGCCACAGCCAUCUGGGCGGAGUGUGUGUGCUCAGCUCCCAGUGCGGAGACGGAGAAUACGCAGACAGUGAUGGGAACUGUCGUGUGUGUGAUGCUACAUGUGUGAAGUGCACAGGGCCAGAGGGGGGCCACUGCAUCAGCUGCGACUCUGCACGGUGA